AUGGCGAAUCCGGCGGAGGAGAAACCCGACCCGAAUCUUUCAAUCCCCAAACUCGAACCUGAAGGUGAAGCGAGAGAAGAGCUUGGAGACAAUAACGGCGACCAAGAGGAAGAAGAGGAGGAGUACGAGGAAGAAGACGAUGACGAAGCCGCCGCGUCGAAACCUCGAACGCGAGAGGAUGCUGCUGCUGCUGAGAGGCGUAUGGCGCAAAAUCAGUUCCGUCGUAUGCGCGAGGCUCCGGUUCCGAUCCGCGUUCACGACGUGAUCAUCAAGGGGAACGAGAAGACAAAGGACCACGUGAUCGAGGCGGAGGUCGAUGUUGUGAGGCAAGCGACGACGAUGCAGGAGCUUCUCAAUGCUGCCAAGGUUGCUAAUUUCAAUCUCCAGACGCUUGAUGUCUUCGAUUCAGUCAAGAUUAUGCUCGAUUCUGGCCCUCCGGGACUUCCUGGUACCACCAAUGUGGUAAUCAGAGUCGUCGAGAGCAGAAGCCCUCUCACCGCCCAACUCGGAACCUUCACUAAAGCAGAGGCUAGAUCAUCAAGCCUUGAAGGCUCUUUGAAGUACAAGAACAUUUUUGGCUAUGGAGAUAUGUGGGACGGGUCUCUUGGUUAUGGCUGUGACAACUCAGCAGAGGUCGGCUUGGGGAUGUAUUUGCCUAGGUUCAGAGGACGUCCUACUCCAUUCACGUCGCGUCUUUACCUUAAUACUCAAGAUUGGCUUAAGUACUCUUCUUACAAAGAACGUUCUCUUGGCCUUUCUCUGGGGAUUGUCUCAAGCAAGUAUCAUGAACUAGUCUACAAUCUUGCAUGGCGCAACCUGAUAGACCCAUCGCAAAUGGCGUCGAAAUCAAUAAGGAGACAGCUAGGGCAUAAUCUGGUAUCUGCUAUGAAGUACACUUUCAAAGUUGACCAGAGAAACUCGUCCUUGAGGCCGACGCGAGGGUACUGUUUCAUCUCCACUUCUCAAAUUGGUGGUCUUGCACCUGAUAGUCGAACACUUCGGUUCUUGCGCCAGGAAAUCGAUCUUCGAUAUGCUGUUCCACUCGGUUUUUACCGUUCUGCUCUGAACUUUGGUGUAGCUGGGGGAAUCACGUUUCCAUGGGGAAGCGGAUACAAGAGCAGAGCUACCUCUGCGCCGGAGAGGUUCUUCUUGGGUGGAAACGGAUCACCUGUGUGUUCUUUGGGAGGGCCAUCUGCGUUAUGGGGAUUCAAGACCAGGGGAUUGGGUCCCAACGAGCCAAGGAGGGAAGUAGAAGAUGAUGAUCAGAGUGGUGGCGGUGGCUCAUAUGAACGGGAUUUUGUGGGAGGAGAUGUCGCAGUCACUGCAUUUGCAGACCUUUCGUUUGACUUCCCGUUGAGAUGGUUCAAAGACAGAGGAAUCCACGGACAUGUAUUCGCGUGUGCCGGGAACAUGGCAGCGUUAUCAGAGAACAGUUAUAGGAAGUUCACUGCUCCAAAGUUCUUGGAGACAUUCAGAAGCUCAGUAGGUGCAGGAAUCGUGAUACCGACUAGUCUAUUUCGCAUGGAGCUUAACUACUGCCACAUAGUGAAGAAACAAGUACACGAUCGAGCCAAAUCUGGGUUUUUCCUGACAUUCUCAACAUCAUCUUAG
Microthlaspi erraticum is the source of this 1611-nucleotide messenger RNA. The record is from the annotation of a GenBank genome assembly. NCBI's taxonomy places the organism in Eukaryota, Viridiplantae, Streptophyta, Magnoliopsida, Brassicales, Brassicaceae.